AUGGCGCCGCCCAACAUGUACCAGCGUCCCGUCCAGCACGUCGAUCGCAAGGAGCUCUACACCAACCUGGAGGCUCGGAUACAGUAUCUCCACACUUUCCUCGACUUUAGCUCUAGCGAUAUCGAGGCCCUCCAGACAGGCCACAAAUACAUCAAGGCUUUGAUCCCGGCCAUCGUCAACAUCGUCUACAAAAAGCUGUUGCAAUAUGACAUCACCGCUCGCGCCUUCGAGACCCGCAGCACCAGCUUCGAAGGCCCCAUGGACGCCGCACCCGACGAGAACAGCCCGCAGAUCCUGCAUCGCAAGAUGUUCCUGCGGGCCUACCUGGUCAGACUGUGCUCCGACCCCAGUAAGAUGGAGUUUUGGGAAUAUUUGGACAAGGUUGGCAUGAUGCACGUUGGCCGUGGCCGCCAGCACCCUCUGCAUGUCGAGUACAUACAUAUCGCCGCACUGCUCUCCUUCAUCCAGGACGUCCUGACCGAGGCCAUUCUGUCGCACCCGCGACUUCACAUGAACCGCAAGAUUGCGCUUGUGAAGGCGCUGGGCAAGGUCAUCUGGAUCCAGAACGAUCUGUUUGCCAAGUGGUACGUGCGUGAUGGCGACGAGUUCGCCGAGGAGAUCGAGGAGGUUGUCGUCGAGCGCGAAGGCUACCUGCACGGCAAGAAGAUCAUCGGCACAUCCGACGAGAGCGACGCCGAAUCGACAACCUCUGGCAGCACCCAGGCUGCAGCCCAGGCCGGUCCCCCGGCUGGAGUGUGUCCUUUCACCGGAAGAGGAAUGGAGGGGUUGAAGAUCAGCGAGAACGGAUCAUCGUCGAAGGUGAAUAGUGAUGAUGCGGCACAACCACAGUAG
Diplodia corticola is the source of this 852-nucleotide messenger RNA. RefSeq names its product globin-like protein. Gene Ontology annotation, molecular function: heme binding; oxygen binding. Bases 1 to 852 code for a protein of 283 amino acids. The record is from RefSeq and is a predicted model, not a curated record. The transcript has 3 exons. NCBI's taxonomy places the organism in Eukaryota, Fungi, Ascomycota, Dothideomycetes, Botryosphaeriales, Botryosphaeriaceae.